This is a messenger RNA of Brassica rapa (field mustard), 672 nucleotides long. RefSeq names its product E3 ubiquitin protein ligase DRIP1. NCBI's taxonomy places the organism in Eukaryota, Viridiplantae, Streptophyta, Magnoliopsida, Brassicales, Brassicaceae. The record is from RefSeq and is a predicted model, not a curated record. Gene Ontology annotation, molecular function: ubiquitin-protein transferase activity.
AUGUCUUAUUUGGUUGAUGUAACCAAAACCAAGGCGUCAGACCAAGCUGGAAGAAGAAGAACUAAAACGGUCACGAGAAAAGAGUUAUUACAAGACAGUGCUUCAUUGGCCGAGAAGGAAGAAGAAUCUCUUCUUAAGGGUCAUCUUCUGGAGAGCACAAGCUCACCCAACAAAUUCACUCAGAAUAAAAAGGAUAGUGAUGAGCCUUGGGAUCCCGAAUCUUAUUGGAAACCUUUGAAUUUUCUGGUCGAAGUGGCGAACAGGACACAGACCUUGAAGUCUUCUUCUGCUUCUCAAGGGCCAGGUUCGAAAUCUGAGAAGGCUAAUGCAUCAUCUCACAAACAAAUUCAACCCAGAGUUAAGGACCACAAGAGCAGAUAUAAACGUGAGUAUGAAAAGAGUGCAAAACGGGAGAUGAGGGAUGGUCCUGUUUGGUUCUCGCUUGUGGCGUCCACUGAUCAGGAUGGAGAUAUUCCAGUUUCUUUUAUCCAAAAGUACCUAAUGAGGAAACUAAAUCUCCAGAGUGAAACUGAGGUAGAGAUCAGAUGUAUGGGAGAAGCAGUGAUUCCCGCGCUGAAGCUUCAGAAACUGGUAGACCUAUGGUUGCAUAGAGGUUCGAAGCGCCAAAAGAUUGAUGCAUGGAUUGGUUCUUCUGCGCAAAGGAUUACAUGA